Penicillium cinerascens is the source of this 4755-nucleotide messenger RNA. RefSeq lists its product as uncharacterized. Gene Ontology annotation, biological process: protein phosphorylation. The record is from RefSeq and is a predicted model, not a curated record. Gene Ontology annotation, molecular function: protein kinase activity; ATP binding. The coding region runs from base 1 to 4755 and encodes 1584 amino acids. The transcript is spliced from 2 exons. NCBI's taxonomy places the organism in Eukaryota, Fungi, Ascomycota, Eurotiomycetes, Eurotiales, Aspergillaceae.
AUGGACGGACAGAGGCAACAGUAUCUCCCGGGACCCCCGACCGCUCAGUCCCAUCCCAUGAACCUCCCUCCGCCACCUCCACGCCCGCCAGCGCAACUUCAGACUAUUGUACCCCCGCCACCACCUGGUCCACCGCCAGGAACAGGCUAUGGAGCUCCGACGCAAUGGCAGCAGCAAUCUUGGGGCCGACAGGCAAUGACCCCCGGCUAUUUACCUCCACCACCUCCUUUGCCCCCGAGCCAGCAUCAACCAUACCGUCCGAUGGCUCCUUUGUCUGUGGGUUCUGAACCUCUCACCUCUGCGACAUAUAUUCCCGGCCAUGAUACGAUCGGCGUCGGCAUCCCGCCAUUGCUCGAGUCUCAUGGAAGAGUUCCAUACGAUGCCUAUCGACCAGCAGCCAAUCAGGCAUACGAGAUUCCCCCCACUGAUGGAACAUACAAUCCGCAAACUCCAGGGGGUCGCACAGCUCUGCCUUACGCUCUCCACAACAAUGUGCAUGAGCUUGUGACGAAUGACAACCCAUCGCAAAGUGCAGGCCAGGGCAUAGAUCUCACCAAGUCGCCCAGCCAUCGUCAUAACAACAGCGGUACGUCGUUGGGCGGAUUGACUCUUAAUGAGGCCGGCGUUCAAUGGCCGCUCGACCGAGUCCUGCUCUGGCUGGCACGGAAUGGAUUCUCUAGGGACUGGCAAGAAACUUUCAAGUCUUUGGAGAUCCAAGGAGGCGAUUUCCUUGAGCUCGGUCUAGCGUCCGGUGGGCGAGGAAACCUGGGGAAAAUGCAUCAGGUUGUCUACCCUCAGCUAUCCAAAGAGUGCUCGCGGAGCGGCACUGGAUGGGACUCAACCCGCGAACGCGAAGAGGGCUUGCGUAUGCGCAAGCUGAUCCGUCAGAUUCACGAUGGUGGCCCAGACACUGCUAUUUCUACGCCGAUGCGCGGAGAACCGCCAGCUUUAGUUCCCACAUCUGCUGAAAGUGGGACUGGAUAUUAUUCCACGCAUUUCCCUGAACCCCGCUCGGCUGGUCCGUCUGGCGGAGUGAGCGAUAUCAGCGCGAAUCAGCUAGCUGAAUUACAGGGUUCUUCCGGCCAGGGCCACAAGCAACCCACUGAAAAACGUUCCGUCACCAUGCCUGUCCCCAGCGGCCAUGACUCGCCAAUGUUCAAUUCUCCUUCUCGGGAGUUUCCGUCCUGGCUGCGGUCAGAGUACUCACGAAAUGCUUUGGCGUCUACCAAUGAUCACCGCAGACAAAGUCCCUCGCAAUCCAGUGACGCCGGAACGCUUCCAAGCGCAGGAUUUCGGGCCCAAGAUAGUCCGAAGAGUGGUAGUCCAGCUACGCAGUAUGUGUCGCCCUCAUCUGGAGGGCUCGCAUCUUCUUCAACUGGAGAUUUGACCUUGAGAUACGACCAUUCUCGUGGAAACAGCACGGAUUCGAUCCCUGGUGCCGGACGCGGUGCUUCCUCGGCAGUUGGCCGCUAUUAUGAUAGUCGUCGACAAGGCCAAGACAAUGCACGCCCAUCACCUUCAGAUCCACAUGGUCGGCCUUGGAGCGGAGAAAAUUCCUCGUACUCGAGAGAUCACAGCAAAGGGAUUCUUUCAAACAUCUUCAGCAGGAGAAAGCAGGUCAGAAAUGAUUCGAGUCACCCAUCUCCAGAAGAGAGCCAUCCGGACUCACCACCAAGUCCCGAGCCUCGCUCGAAUGGCCAGUAUCUUCCAUACUCAAAGCCCAGGUUUAAUUCCAGUGACAUGUCACUAGGCGACCGCCCGUCCUCGGCAACUACGACGAAGACAAAGAAAUGGGUUUUCGCUACCAUGGAUGGCAUCCAGUACCGUCUGAUUGAUGUUUCUGAUAUGGAAUCUGUUGAGAGCCUACGCUCAGGGAUAUGCCAGAAACUAGGCUUGUCUGAUUGGUCCAGUGCCCAGAUCUUCCUGACAGAGCCUGGACAGACUGACCAUCAAGACCCUUUGAACGACACAAACUUAGAGAUUUCCCGCCGAAAUAGGUCUGAUGCUUAUGGCUCCUUGAAACUAUUCGUUAAAGGGGUUCUCGCCCACCCAACACUUCCUAAUAUUCCGACUUUCAACGGCCUUGGGGUUUCCAUUCCAGGAGACAAGCCGACCCUGUCUCCCACUGCCACGACGCAUGCUCCAAUUAUUCGCAAGCCGCUGGAUCAAGAUGCCCUUGAUAGAAUUUCUCCGCAAACUCACACAAAACCAGGCUCGCCGUUGUUAAGCUCCCGACAGUCAACACUGAAGGCCUCGGCCCAAAAAACACUUCCGGCUGGCUCUCAAGACUCCAACCAAGUACUGGACCCUGAAAAAGCCGAUCUGCUUACACGCCAUGAAGCUCACCUCCGUGAGAUUGAUCGGAAGCAAAAGGAGAACAACAUUUCCCGUCAACCUCCGUCCAUACAACAAUCCCGGAAAGACACUUACAGCGAAAAUGGCUAUAGACGUGAAGGGGUUAUCGACUUUGACUCUCCUCGCAUUUCGCCAUACGAGAAGGAGAAGGCAGAAACUCUGGUGCCAUUGCGAAAACCGCCAACCGCUCCAAUUGAGUCCAACACGCUCACCAAGAUCAAUUCUCUCAGAAAAGCUCCUAGCGAGCGUAGCGAGCGUGGUAGCCGUUCAGGGUCUUCAGGGACUAUUCAGACCCACGGAUUGGGAGCUAUGAUUACCAGUAUGGGUCGGAUGACAAGUGCCAUUGGCACACCGGCCCCUUCAGUACAGAUUUCAUCGCAGCCUUCUUCCGCCACUCGAGAAAGCUUUGGCUCGGAUUCUGAUCGGCCAGCAACCGCUUCGAGCAGGACAACAUUAGGUAAGUAUCCGAACACGUCAAUCCACUAUACGAGUGAAUCGCCCCAUAUCGGAUCAUGUGCUGAUUAUGUGGAUUAUCCAGAUUCUUCGAGAAAUCUUCACUCUUCUUCAAAGAAUGUCUCGCCUGAACCUUCAAGGCCCGGUCUAGUAUCUCGCAAGUCGUUUGGCCCGGAGUUCGAUUUCGAAGAGAAUGAAGUUUCCUUCCAGCGAACUCCGCACCCAAAUCCUGAGUCUGACGAUGAAUCUGACGAUGGACUCUUUGCUCUUCCUCUCGCCAACAAGAAGGCGCAGAAGACUGAACCUGUGCCCGAGCCUGAAAAGAAGACCGAGAAGCCUAGUCUCACUGUGAAUACGGGUCAUGCUAAUCCCCGUCGUGUCAGUUUCAUUUCUCCAAAUACUACUUCUGGAGAGAGCUUCCCUGGGCCGUCGACUCAAAGUUCCGCUGGUGGUGCUUCUGACAGCAUGGAGUCAGCAACCGGGCCCUUUGGUGGAUCUGCGACCCCCGAAGACGAGAGGCCUAUACGGCCUGAUUCCUUUGCUAGAGACGUUUGGGCUAGCAGACCUCCAGUCGAAGGCGUCAUCAACAAUCUGGAUGACUUCUUCCCGAACGUUGAUCUUGACGCACCUUAUCUGGAUGAGCCUCCAUCUCCAAAUAACAGGGAUGGCGCGGAGAAUGACUCCAGCACGAAGGAGAAGCAAGCAACUCCAUCGUCUGCAUCCACACCCAAAGGCGAUGCAAACAAAAAUUAUGGGGGAGAUUCGUCAACAGUGCGCCCGCAACCUGGAUUUAUCGCACGCCGCCAACUAGACCGCGGCGGCGGUGGUCUUUCGCGAGCAAAAUCCAUUCGAGAAGUGGCCAGGGGUGCAGCUGUUAGGACUAAAAGUAUUGGCUCUGCUGGCCCUCAGCAGUCAGGGAAUCUUCUGCGCCGAAAGAGUACCAAGAUGUUUGGUGCGAAGAUUAUGCAAAUCAGUCCAAAGCCUGGGAGCCGAAUCAAUCAACUCGACCCUAUCCCUCAGUAUAGAACUCCGCCGAGUGGAUCCGUCCCGCAACGACAGGCUACCUUCCGCAUCAUUCGUGGUCAACUCAUCGGCAAAGGAACAUAUGGACGAGUGUACCUGGGCAUCAACGCGGAUAAUGGUGAGGUUCUAGCUGUGAAGCAAGUCGAGAUCAACGCGAGAAUAGCUGGAGCAGACAGAGACCGUAUCAAGGAAAUGGUGGCGGCACUGGACCAGGAGAUCGACACGAUGCAACAUUUGGAGCAUCCCAACAUCGUCCAGUACCUCGGUUGUGAACGAGGUGAUCUAUCGAUCUCCAUCUACCUCGAGUAUAUCUCUGGUGGCUCGGUUGGAAGCUGUCUCCGCAAGCAUGGCAAAUUCGAAGAGAGCGUCGUCAAGUCUUUGACACAGCAAACUCUCAAAGGAUUGGCCUACCUACACGACAUGGGAAUUCUCCACCGUGACCUGAAAGCCGACAAUAUUCUAUUGGACCUCGACGGAACGUGCAAAAUUUCCGACUUUGGAAUUUCCAAAAAAACAGACGAUAUCUACGGCAACGACUCGUCCAACUCUAUGCAGGGCUCUGUAUUCUGGAUGGCCCCGGAGGUCAUUCAAUCCCAGGGCCAAGGCUAUAGUGCCAAGGUCGACAUCUGGUCCCUCGGCUGUGUGGUCUUGGAGAUGUUCGCUGGUCGCCGACCGUGGAGCAGGGAGGAGGCUAUCGGUGCUAUUUUCAAGCUGGGCAGUCUCAGUCAGGCCCCACCUAUUCCCGAUGAUGUCUCCAUGAACAUCACUCCUGCGGCUCUUGCGUUCAUGUAUGACUGCUUCACAAUUGAUUCUUCCGAACGUCCCACUGCAGGCACCUUGCUCGGCCACCCAUUCUGUCAACAGGAUCCUACCUAUAAUUUCCUCAACACCGAGCUUUAUGCCAAGAUCCAACAUGUGCUUUGA